AUGCUUCUUUGGCCAGAACACAUUGAAAGAGUUACCAUUAGUGUAACUACUUUAGAAAUAGUCCAGGUAUUAGUAAAACCUUUACCUAGAACAACUAGUACUUCAAUUGUACGAGUAUUUGUAAAUCCUACAACUACUACUGCGAAAUCAUAUACUAGUACAACUACCACUACAAUUACUAAAACUUAUACCACCUCUAUCCCAUCUCCUACAUCUACAAAUAAUCAAUUUAAUCAAACCUUUGCUGACUCUAUGCUCACUAAUCAUAAUGAAAAAAGAAGGCUUCAUGGAUCUCAAAUGUUGAAAUGGAACGAUGAUCUCUAUCAAUAUGCUCAAAAUUAUGUUAAUGAAUAUGAUUGUUCAGGAAUUUUAACCCAUUCUGGUGGUCCUUAUGGGGAAAACAUAGCCCUUGGAUAUUCACCAAUAGGAGCUAUUAAUGGUUGGUAUGACGAAGGAAAUGAUUAUCAAUAUGGAUCAGAAACGAUUUAUAAUCAUUUUACUGCUCUUGUCUGGAAUAAUACCAAUUCUAUUGGUUGUGCCUACAAAUAUUGUAAUUCUGUUUGGAAUGAUUAUAUUGUAUGUUCGUACAAUCCACCAGGAAAUGUAAUUGGCCAAUGUUCAGCAAAUGUAUUUCCAAUCAUAAUAUCUAUCCUAUAA
Molecule: messenger RNA, 657 nt
Organism: [Candida] anglica
Lineage: Eukaryota; Fungi; Ascomycota; Pichiomycetes; Serinales; Debaryomycetaceae
Source: the annotation of a GenBank genome assembly